AUGUCGGUGUUUGGUGAGGUCGCUUUAGCAGCCCCUGUAGCUGUAUUCAAGCUAUCACAGGAUUUCAACAACGACCAAUUUCCCAACAAGGUGAAUCUUGGAGUAGGAGCUUACCGGACCGACGAGGGAAAGCCAUGGGUUUUGCCGGUGGUGAAAAGGUUUGAAAAGGUUAUUGUGCACGAUGACAGUCUUAACCAUGAGUAUGCCCAUCUUGGGCUGCCUGAAUUCAGAUCCUCAGCCUCUAAGAUCGCACUGGGAGAAGACAGUCCUGCCAUCCAGGAGAACCAGGUUGGGGCUGUCCAGUGUCUGGGUGGUACAGGGGCUCUGAAGAUGGGUGCAGAAUUUCUCAGGCGUUUCUACAAUGGAAACAACAACACCAAAACACCCGUCUAUGUGUCCUCACCUACCUGGGAAAAUCACAAUGCUGUUUUUGAUGCUGGCUUUGAUGAUGUCCGUCCAUACAAGUACUGGGAUGCAGAAAAUAGGGGCCUUGAUUUGGCUGGUUUCCUUGGAGACCUGGAGAGUUGUCCAGCACACUCUAUCUGCCUGCAUGCCUGUGCGCACAACCCAACUGGCACAGACCCGACACAGGAGCAAUGGCAGCUGAUCGCAGAAGUUAUGAUGAGGAGGCAGCUGUUUGUGUUCUUCGACUCGGCUUAUCAGGGUUUCGCCUCAGGCAAUCUGGAUAAAGAUGCCUGGGCGGUCCGCUACUUUGUCUCCAUGGGCUUUGAAAUGUUCUGUGCUCAGUCUUUCUCCAAGAACUUUGGCCUCUACAAUGAGCGUGUGGGCAACCUGACCAUCGUUGAUCAUGAUGCAGACAACCUGAAGCGAGUGCUGUCCCAGAUGGAGAAGAUUGUGAGGACCACCUGGUCCAACCCACCCUCUCAGGGGGCUCGCAUUGUUGCCCUCACUCUUACCUCACCUGAGCUCUUCAGCGAAUGGAAGGACAAUGUGAAGACCAUGGCUGACAGGGUCCUGUUGAUGAGGGCUCAGCUGAAGCUAGCUCCAAGCUCUGGGGACAGCAGGGCACCUGGGACCACAUCACAGAGCAGAAUCGGCAUGUUCAGCUUCACAGGCCUCAACCCCAAACAAGUGGAGUACAUGGUGAAGGAGAGACACAUCUACCUGAUGGCCAGUGGGCGCAUCAACAUGUGUGGUUUGACCUCCAACAUAGACUACGUGGCAGAGUCCAUCCAUGAGACUGUCACCAAUGUCCAGUAAAAGACUACACUACCCACAGUUCUUAGUACUUCCUCCAUUCCGACCUCAAGUCACCUGAUUACAGGGAAAGUAUUACUGUCUAGCUGCUUUCUUAGGGCGAUCAUACAUUCUCAUUUGCACAAAUAUACAGACAGCCCUCACCUUCUAUCGUGUUUGUGCUAAGCUAUCUCAACACACAAUUGGGACUUAUUCCGUAAAUUAUUGUCCACUAGUUGUCUUUAUGUUGGUCUCCUACUUAUAAUAAGUCUAUCUUACUUUCAGUGUAUGCGUCACCACUCAGGACCUUUCGAGAAGGUUGGUACAUCUGUGACUGUGUGACAAUUAUCUAAGCAGUGCUGACUCAACUUCUUGUUUAAUGUCAUACUGCUAUGAUUCAUUCAUUCCAAGUGUUGAUAACGCAUUUCCAAUUUUAUUUAACCUGCCGUUAUUAGCCUGUGUGAUUACAGUUAAGAGCACCUACCAAACUGACUAAAUGUAGCUUCAAUUAGACAAACAAAUUAUAGUAAAUGUAUUUAUGUUUCUCUAUCACGACGUGAAGAGGUACGUUUUAAUGAUAGAUGCAACAUGAAACAAGAGAAGAGUGUUCUCAGGAAGAUAUCUUGAGCAAUGUCAUUUAUUAAUUAAACUGUACAUCGCCGAAAGGGGUUUAGUACUAAUUACCUCAAUUAUAAUCCGUAUUUUUGAAGUGUUUUAUUUGUAGUUUCUGCUCAGUUAGCACAAUGGCACUGAAUUAUCUGAACAGGUUUUGAGAGUCAUCCCUGGUUUGGGCUCACAGCUGAAGGUUGUGAGGCUUCUGGUUUUAAAUCAGGCACCUGCAGGUUUAAUGUUGAGUUUUGCACAGCGGACUGCCUGUUUGUAUCAAUAGUGCACUGUUAUGUAAUACCCUCAUGUCAGUGGCACAAACACACUAAUGUAUCAACCAGUUUGCUAUCGUAUCACUGUGCACAGUACAGCAAAUAAGCAGUCCUACUGUUUUAGCAAUUGAAGCAAAACAUCUCCUUACAUACUUUCCAAUGAGAUGAAUGUGUUAAUCUAAUAAAGAACUAUAAC
Messenger RNA from Trematomus bernacchii (emerald rockcod), 2271 nucleotides. RefSeq names its product glutamic-oxaloacetic transaminase 1, soluble (gene got1). Gene Ontology annotation, molecular function: pyridoxal phosphate binding; L-aspartate:2-oxoglutarate transaminase activity. Gene Ontology annotation, cellular component: cytosol. The record is from RefSeq and is a predicted model, not a curated record. Lineage: Eukaryota; Metazoa; Chordata; Actinopteri; Perciformes; Nototheniidae. Gene Ontology annotation, biological process: L-aspartate biosynthetic process.